AUGGUGCCGCCGCCUCCGAGCCGGGCAGCAGCGGCGACGGGGCAGCUGGGCAGGCGCUUGGGUCCGCUGCUGCUGCUGCUGGCGCUGGGGCACGCCUGGAGCUACCGCGAGGAGCCCGAGGACCGCGGCAGGGAGGUGUGCUCGGAGAACAAGGUCGCCACCACCAAGUACCCGUGUCUCAAGCCCUCGGGCGAGCUCACCACCUGCUUCAGGAAGAAGUGUUGCAAAGGAUAUAAAUUUGUUUUUGGACAGUGCAUUCCAGAAGACUAUGAUGUGUGUGCCGGGGCACCCUGUGAGCAGCAGUGCACAGACAACUUUGGCCGCGUGCUCUGUACCUGCUACCCCGGGUACCGCUACGACCGCGAGAGGCACCGCCGGAGGGAGAAGCCCUAUUGUCUGGAUGUGGAUGAAUGCGCCACCAGCAAUGCCACACUGUGCGCACACAUUUGUGUCAAUACACCGGGCAGCUUCCGCUGCGAGUGCCGGGCAGGCUACGUGCAGGAGGACGGUGGCAGGACGUGCACCCCAGCCGACAGCUACCCCAGGGACAAUGGGCAUGAGGAGAAGUCAGAGAGUGCUGUGAGAACAGGGGCCUGCUGUGGCACCUGCAAGGAGUUCCACCAGAUGAAGCAGACACUACUGCAGCUCAAGCAGAAGAUUUCUCUGUUUCCCAAUAGUGCAGCCGACCUAGGCAAGUACCUCACCCAGGACAAGGCAUUGGCCUCCAACAUGUACCUUCCUGGACCCCCUGGCCUGCCAGGGGGCCAGGGCCCCCCUGGCUCUCCAGGACCUAAGGGCAGCCCUGGCUUCCCUGGAAUGCCCGGUCCCCCGGGUCAACCUGGUCCCCGAGGCUCCAUAGGCCCCAUGGGCCCGUCUCCAGACCUGUCUCAUAUCAAGCAAGGCCGGAGGGGCCCUGUGGGCCCGCCUGGUGCCCCGGGAAGACAUGGUGCCAAGGGAGAGCGAGGAGCACCGGGACCCAGGGGCUCUCCAGGUCCCCCCGGCUCCUUCGACUUUCUGCUGCUCAUGCUGGCCGACAUCCGCAAUGACAUCGCUGACCUGCAGGAGCAGGUAUCGGGUCCCCAUGUCUACACAGACCAUGAAUUCCUUGCACCUCAGGAAUUCUCCAACUCCCCUGAAAGCCUGGACUUUGGCUCCGCAGAUGAUGUACCAACGAGGAUGGAAAUGGGAGACUUGGGGGGGCCUGGAGAUGUCUUCCCUUAAUCAACACCCUCAUCACUCCACCUGCAUCUCCACCAGCCCUUUCAGCUGUUCCGACAAAGAAAGGACGGGUCCAGUAACUGGGAAAGGAAUGAUACUGUUUCAAGAACCUUCUCAGCUUUUUGCCUCCAUCUCUUCUUUCAAACAUUUUUUCCAGUGGGACACCCAGACAUUCUUCAGCUAAGAGGGAUGUGGUUCAGAAAUGGGUGUCCUGGGGCUGGAGCAAUAGCUCAGCAGGGAGGGCAUUUGUCUGGCAGGUAGCCCACCUGAGUUCAAUCCCCAGCAUCCCAUAUGGUCCCUGAGCACCACCAGGAGUAAUCUCUGAGCAUUGCCCAGUGUGGCUCA
Molecule: messenger RNA, 1563 nt
Organism: Suncus etruscus (white-toothed pygmy shrew)
Lineage: Eukaryota; Metazoa; Chordata; Mammalia; Eulipotyphla; Soricidae
Gene: CCBE1
Product: collagen and calcium binding EGF domains 1
Exons: 11
Coding region: 1-1221 (406 amino acids)
Molecular function (GO): calcium ion binding
Source: RefSeq, a predicted model, not a curated record